UGGGUUUGUGCGCUUGAGCAGGGGGGGAAGGAGAGGCGGGGGGACCGGAUUUAGCAGAUUUUCUCCGGGUUGGUGGGUGUGUGAGAUCUUCCAUCAGUUGCAUCGAACAGUAAACAGCAUCUCCGAAACUGGGAUAACAAAAAAAAAGAAAAGAAAAGCCGCUGCUCUUGUCUGGUCCGUUGUGUUUUUUGUUCAUUGGGCGUCUCAGACUCCGGUGAUAGAUACAUGAUAAAAGGAAGCAGUAGUGUCACUUCACCGAUUCCAUCGCGUUAUUAACACACUGAAUGGUUGCUGUUCGGGAUUGCAUUGGGUUUAAACCGCUUAACAACUGAAGUCCUGAUCAGGAUUUGCUCUUCUUCAAUGAGGAACUACAGGCUCAUCUUCUGCCACAACCUGAAGCAGCCUUAGAUGAGCAAAGAAUGCCUAUUCACUGAGAGUGACUGGAGUAGACAAGCUGAACAUUUGGGUGUCUGUGUGCUCAAAGAAGGAAACAGCCUUGCUGUGGAAGCUAUGAGGAAGAGCCUCUCCCCUGCCCUCAGCACCUGCGACUCCCUCAGCACGGCCAGGGUAUUUGGAGUUCCCCUCGAGGAGCUGCAGCAGGACGGGCAGCCUGGACAGGAGGUCCCCGUCCUGGUGAAACGCAUCGUCGAGUACAUCGAAGAGCACGGGGGCUUGGACCUGGAGGGCCUGUUCCUGGUGAACGGGAAUGCGGAGCGAGUGGAGUGGCUGCGGCAGCGCUAUGAGAGCGGGGAGGAGGUCGAUCUGGAGAAGGAGGCGGACCUGGCCUCUGCCGUCAGUCUGCUCCGACUGUUCCUUCAGGAGCUCCCCGAGCCCAUCAUCCCAGCCGCCCUGCAGGCUCACAUCCUGCAGCUGUAUCAAGACUUCAGCACGGAGGAGGAGCAGUCCAGAAACAUGAAGUACUUCCUGCAGCAGCUCCCGCAGGCCAACUACAGCCUGCUUCGCUUCCUGUGCCGCUUCCUGUGCAGCGUGGCGUCGCUGCAGGAGGAGAGCUGGAGCGCGGGCGCCCUCGCCGCUGUCUUCGGACCCGACGUCUUCCACAUCGAUACGGAAGUGGAGGACCUGAAGGAACAGGAAUCAGUCGGCAGGAUCUUGGCUGACCUGCUGGAGAAUCAGGAGGACUUGUUUGAUUGUGAAGAGGAGGAUUUCUCCACUACCAAUGACUACAGCUCCGUCACGGGACAAAUCACGGAGCUGCUGGAAGAGGAGAAGCUGGAGCAGUGUGAGGAUCUACCCCAGGACAGUGAGGACAGCCCGGAGGAAUCCCAGAACGAGGACUCCGCCUCGUCCAGUUCCCACAUCACUCCCAUCAGUAUUUUGCCAGCUUCUGCAGACAUCAUCGAGAGGACGAUCCGUGCUGCGGUGGAGCAGCAUCUCUUUGACCUGCAGAGCAGCAUUGAGCAGGAGAUCCACAGCUAUGAGAGGCAGGGAGCCGAGGAGAUCCACAGCUAUGAGAGGCAGGGAGCCGAGGAGACCCGCAGCUAUGAGAGGCAGGGAGCCGAGGGGCUGGGGCAGGGGGAGGCUGGCACUGGACCAGUGGAGCGAGACGAGGACAGCUCCCAGCCUGGGCUUGUAGAAACACUGCCUAAAGACUGUCCAGAAGAGAUGGGUGACGAGGAGGAGGAGGAGGAGAGCAGGCAGGAAGUGGAGAGCGCCGCCCUGCUGGAAGGCUCUGGCAGUGACGCUGACACUGAAGCAUUGGUGGAAGCUGAAAACAACAUCAACACAGCCAGACAGGAAGACUGCCGGGUGUCCGAGAACGACAACGAAGCUGAACUCAUCACCUGUAAGCCCGGUGGCAGAGGGUAUGAUGAGAACGCCAACUCGGAGUCGACAGACCGUCCCGGCCAGCCAGGACCAACCCCCCACCUCGACCUGCACAGAGUGUUUCAAGGGUUGGAAGCGCCAUGUCCAAUCACUUUCCCCCUCAUUGACUUCAAAUCAAUGCACCUGCAGAAGGACGGGGAAGACCCCGUCCCUGCGUUCAAGUCCUGGCAGGAGGACUGUGAGUCCGGGGAGGCUCAGCUCUCCCCGCUGGCCGGCUGCAUGGUCCACCACCCCCUGGAAGAAGACUCCCACCUGCUGCUCGCACGCCGCUUCCUGGACUUCGGACACAGCCAGCGCUUCCUGCAGACUCCCGACGCCUCCUCCUCCUCCCCCCCCACUAAAGCACUUUCCUUCAGGAGGCCUCGCCGAGCCUCCUUCAGCUCCAGAGAGACUGGGAAGGGGGAUGCCGUCCCCGUCCAGUUCACCAAGAAACUGCAGAACCUCAAGAAGAAGAUCAAGCAGUUUGAGGAGCAGUUUGAGAAGGAGAGGAACUACAAGCCCUCGCACAGUGAUAAGGCAGCUAAUGCAAAGGUUUUGAAAUGGAUGACGGAGCUCACAAAGCUACGCAAGCAAAUCAAAGACACUAAGCGCAAGUCCUCGGACGGAGAGUUUCCUCACCAGCCCCGGCCGCGGAGCAACACCCUCCCGAAGAGCUUCGGCUCCACGCUGGACCAUGGGGAGUCGGAGGGGGCGGUGCAGGGGCGGCCCAGCCCAGAAUCCACAGUGGAUCUCAUCCUGCGCAGGCUCCGGGACAAGAGGGAGGAGGCAAGCUGGCCAGAGGACAUGAAGAAAAAGACAAAGGAAAACCUGCUCUGUGAGAAGACAGCACUGCAGAAGAACCUGCUGUACUACGAGAGUAUCCACGGGCGCCCGGUCACCCGCGAGGAGAGGCAGAUUGUGAAGCCUCUUUAUGAAAGAUACCGGCUGGUGAAGCAGAUGCUGACCCGAGCUAGCAUCACAACCCUAAUCGGCUCUCCGUCAUCCAAGAGGCGGGGACAGAUGUUGCAGCCAAUCAUUGAGGGGGUAACUGCCCAUUUCUGUGAUGAGAUCAAUGAGGAGGAUGAGGAGGACGACGAGGAAGAGGAGGAGGAGGAGGAGGAUGGGGUCAGUGAGGAAACAGCAGUCACCAUCAUGCUGGACCCGGCCAGCCUCCCCCACUCCUUCCAGGCUCACCUGGACAGAGAGAAGAUGGACCCCAAGCUGGAGGAGAGCUCGGGCAGGCUGGCCCGCGACCUCUGCAUGUCUAACACCAACACUACAUCCAUGCCGGAGCUCCUGGAGCAGCUGUGGAAGGCGAGGGCCGACAAGAAGCAGCUGCGGAAGAGCCUCCGAGACUUCGAGGACGACUUCUAUCAGCAGAACGGCAGGAAUGUGCAGAAGGAAGAUCGCUCUCCGAUGGGGGAGGAGUACAAGGAAUACAAGCGGAUCAAAGCCAAACUCAGACUGCUGGAGGUUUUAAUCAGCAAGCAGGAUUCUACCAAAUCCAUUUAACCCCCUCAGGGUCCACGUGUCCUGCACCCCUCUCUCCACACAGCCACUGACUAUCACACUGGAGCCAGCCUGGCCUGAGGAGGAGUGGCAUGGCAUAGCAUAGCAAAGCUUCCCAGCUCUGCCAGAUGUGUGGAGAGCUCCUGCUCCUGCUCCUGCUCCUCCUGCUUGUGCUCCUCCUCCUCCUCCUCCUCUUGUUUUUUUUAAAGACCCUUCUCAGUGUUUUUCUGCUGACUACAUGCAUUUUGUUUCAACAAUAAAGGACUGUUAAUGUUAAGAACCAGAAGGGGAACUUUUUUUUUUUUUUUUUUUAUUUAACGGAGCUCGUUUUGAGUUUGUUCUCUUAUUUAUUUUAAAUGACACUUUCAUGUUAACUGUAGUUAGUUUAUCACACUGGGACUUUUCUAACACUUGACAGUGUGCACACAGGAGGGCUGAGGUUUUUGUAUAAAGACAGAAUGAGACGGUUUGUAUUUGAACAGACACAGAGCACUCUCCCAAACACCAGACAACAGGCCGCACCGCUCCUGGCAAUCGGACUCGUGUGGAAACACUUGAGUGCUUUACUUCUGGUAUCAAAUCCUGGGAACCUUUCAACUGACCAUAAACAAAAAGACUUGGAGACAUGAUUUCAAAACCCUGGAUCAAAACUUAUAUAUAUACACACACACACAGGAGGAUUUUUUUAUUGUUGUUUUUCACAGAACCCUGGAUGUUUUGUGUUCCCGAGAGGGUUCUCUGAAUGUACUCGCCCAUGCCCAGCAACAAGGACGGUGGAAGUCAGUCCAUGCCCAGCAACAAGGACUGUGGAAGUCUGACCAUGCCCAGCAACAAGGACGGUGGAAGUCAGUCCAUGCCCAGCAACAAGGACGGUGGAAGUCAGUGUUGAUUUACCACCUGUUCUGUGUGUGCAUGUGUGCAGUGCUGGCUGUUUCCAGGACACAAGGGCUCUUACUCAAGUCUGUGUUGAUGGGACUUUUUUUUAAAGAAUACAAAAAAAAAAAAAAUCUUCUGUUGCGUUGCAAAUACUGAAAGUGUUUAAUAGACCUUGAAUUAAACUGUAGAGCUGAUUUUUAGUUCUAUUUUUGUACAAUUUAUUGUUUUCUUUAGUUUUGUUCACUUUUUCACCUGAUUGUUUUUCUGUAGAGGGGGGUCACUGAACAGAAUGUGUGCAGAUUGUCUGCAUGACGUCUCACAGCGAGCAGGGGCAGGGGUCUCGCAGGGGGUGGGGGUCCCACCUGGUAUUACCCUUCAGAAACCGCUAAAGCAAAAAGCAACAAUCGCUCUUCCUGCCCAGAGUCUGUUCAUCAAGACCAGUCACUGCAAUGGAAAGAUCCGGAAUGAACCGCAGCUUCCCGAGCCGAGCUCCAUCACUGAAGGGGUAUAUGACUGGUAACAGUGUACUGUGCCUCCACUGGGAUACACUAUCCAGACACACAGAGGAUAUGGGUACCUGGGUUCACGGCUGCCCAGUGCAGGACUCGCUGCUUUUCAGCUGGUUAGAUCCCACAUUUACUCAAGACAUCCGUGUUUUUCAGGACCUGUAAUGUCAUUGUCACUGGCUAGUAAGGAUGGGCAGAACAUUUUCAAAUGAGCUUCCCCUUUAAGUUGGUGGUGUUUCCAUUCAUGUUUGUUUUGUUUUUUUAAACUUUGCGUGUACUACCACCUGGUGGCCAAAUACUGUAAAUUAUUUGUAAAGAGAAGUUCAGUGUUUCUCUUAAAGGGAAGGUCAAAUAUGAAUUUUCUGCGCACCCCUAUUGACGAGUGUAAAGACACAGGUCUGACUUGCUGAAGAGAGUAGGGAGCCAAUAAGCUGCAGAGAGGCUUGCACUGUACAAUAUAAAUAACAGAGAAUAACGGGAUCCAGUUUGUUUGUUUCUUUUCUAGAUUGUGUACCCCAGCGGCCUCAUGGCUCCCUCUGCUGUGAGAUCAGUCAGGCACACAGGCUAACUGGUCCUAUACUGGUCAGGUAGGGUUACAUUCUUACCAGCUCAGUAAUGCUGAUCUGAAUGACUUGGCACAUCUUCAGAUACUGAAUGGGAGCGAGAGUCACUGCAAGGAAGGUGUGAUUCGGACCUGGGAUUCACAGUAUGCAGCCUCACAUACUAAAAGUCCUUCUCCUGCCUUUCUGAGUGACUUAGAACAGGGAGGUUGCUCUGCUUGUAGAAUUCUCCGAGUGUGUUUGCGCUGGUUUCUGGUUGGCAUUUGUACUCUGCUGUAAGCAUGUUAGCUUCAUCUCUCUGGUUUGUAAUGAACGGAGACAAAAACGAAACAGUAAAGUGCAGAACCAUCCUUUACAUGUGGGCUGUGCUUUGUACCCUGGAAAUGAAGACUUUGGUUUGUUUUUUUCAAAUUGUAAUAACAAUAUGUUACUUUUUUUUCUGGUGCUUUUUGAUGUAUUACUUUCUAUUGUGACCAUGUCUGCAUGCACCUGGUGUCGUGGCUGGCUGCUGACUGGAUAGAUACGCUGUGGUUUCUAUUUUUACUGCAUGCCUCUUUGUUGUGUACUAGAGAAAAUGAAGAAAAACACACAUGAAGGGUCAGAACAAGUGCCCGCCUCUGCUGUCUUGCUUGUAGCUCCUGGUAAGAGAGCAGCGUUUUGAGUAACGACUGUAGUCAUUGGGAUGGGGUAUGCUGGGGUCAUUCUGAUGGAUGUAUUUUAAUAAGGCUUCUCUUCCUCAGUCUGUGUGCUGACUGGACCUCUCUGGAGACCAGCAUGAAUACGACUAGCCUGUGUAAACAUUAAUCAAUCACGACAGCGUGCAUUUACUUCAAACAUUGGAAGUGUCUUUCAUCAGAACCCAGAGUUCUGUGAGCUGUUUAUAAGCUCCUGAAUGAACCAGUGAAACUGACACAAAGUCAGCAAUAUCAGACUAAUAUCAGCCAAAGCUUUGUAUUUGCAUUUCAUUUCAUUUAAUUGUGUGUGUGUGUGUGUGUGUGGUGGGUUUGGACAUUAAUCAUUAAGAAGUAUUGGCCCUGCCCUUUGAUAGCAAUCCUGCAUGUAGCAGGCGUUACAUUCUCAUGGACUUGCUCUGCAGCCUCGUGCCUUUCCUGCAGCAUUCCUCAACGUGGAGAGGCAAACCUCUGCUGUUUACUGCUGACCGCAUGAUGAGCGCGGCCAGGACAAAACCCAGAGCGUGGCCUUUUGAAUUGCAAUCCAGAGAAAAGGACAGACACGGAGCAUGGCUGUGUGCUUUCAGAGCUUUGCUGAGAGGUUUGCAGAGAUGUACGUUUUUGUACAUGUUUACUUCUUGCUGUAUGUGUUUGUUUAUCUGUUCACCAGACUUUGAGGGCCCCAGUCUCACAAAUUAUACUGAAGGGAAAGAUGAGUUUCCUCUUUCUGUAGAAGAGGAAGUCUGGGCAUUUUGAGGGGGGGGUUGUAGUUUGAUUAUUGCACAGUAUUAUGAGAAUGCAGCCCCUCAUUCCCAAAGCACUACGAUUGAUUUUGUAAAACUGUUCAGAAUUUCUUUUUUUACACAAUCUGUUUUGCCCUGUUUUAAACGGUGUGAUCUAUAUGAUUCCAGUGUAUUAUUAUUAUUAUUAUUAUUAUUAUUAUUAUUAUUAUUUUGUAUUUUCGUUUUGGAGCGGUUUAUGCUUUGAAUGAACCCUGAUGUAAAUGUUUAGAGAUGUACUGGUCUGCUCUCUUUACUUUUAAAA
Messenger RNA from Acipenser ruthenus (sterlet), 6990 nucleotides. Its product is annotated as protein FAM13B-like. Gene Ontology annotation, biological process: signal transduction. The record is from RefSeq and is a predicted model, not a curated record. NCBI's taxonomy places the organism in Eukaryota, Metazoa, Chordata, Actinopteri, Acipenseriformes, Acipenseridae. The transcript is spliced from 24 exons. The coding region runs from base 409 to 3336 and encodes 975 amino acids.